Rotaria sp. Silwood1 is the source of this 684-nucleotide messenger RNA. NCBI's taxonomy places the organism in Eukaryota, Metazoa, Rotifera, Eurotatoria, Philodinida, Philodinidae. The record is from the annotation of a GenBank genome assembly.
AUGGCAGUUGAAGGAAUAAAAACUGCUCAAAAAGCAAAUGUAAGCAUUUCAGUAUCUGCAUUUCUACUGACAGAACAAGGAAGACCGAAAACUUCAAUAGCAAGUUAUUCGUUUUCGAAAGAGCGAAGUGCUACUACUGAUACUAGAAGGCUUAUUGACAAUGGACAGUAUCCAAUUGAUAUCAUUCAACGCCUUUCUUCAUCAACUUGUCGAAUCAUUCCUAAUUGGGAAAAAGCAGCUCAUCAUAUUAUAUUUAGUACACAGACCAAUAAUGGAAAUCAUCAACGAUCAUUAUCAUCUAAACGUAAUAUCAGUACACAGACGAUUAUAGGAGAUGUUCGACAACCAGCUUUGCUUGAAGCUUAUCAACCAUUAGUAACAACUGAUACAAUUGUUCAACGUUCUCAUAAUCAUAAACGACGUCGAGAAAAGAAAAAAGCUGAUGAAAUCAAACAGGUAGUUAAUAAAGAUCCAUCCCCAAGCACUAUUGUAACUACUGAUAUACCUUCGAUAAAUCGUCAUCCAUUCAAUUGUGUUUGUGAUGCAUAUGGUACUAUUUUUAAAGCACUUUGUGGUGGUUUACAAUUAGAAUGUAGAAAAGUAAGUGGUUACGCAAAAGACUACGGUUAUAUUCCAGGUAAAUCAACAUUCAAUCGAACAGACCAUGCAUGGAAUGUGAUAUGA